This is a messenger RNA of Aspergillus alliaceus, 1338 nucleotides long. RefSeq lists its product as uncharacterized. Lineage: Eukaryota; Fungi; Ascomycota; Eurotiomycetes; Eurotiales; Aspergillaceae. The transcript has 2 exons. The record is from RefSeq and is a predicted model, not a curated record. The coding region runs from base 1 to 1338 and encodes 445 amino acids.
AUGUGGCGUCUUGUUGAUUGGGACACACAACUUCCGCUCUGGUUCAGCGAUGGGCAGCCUAUCGACACCCAGAGGCCUAUCAGUGACCUUGGAACGCGCGGAGGCCUAUCCCCUCGGUUGAUCGUGGGCAAUUUGGGGUUCCUUGAUCUGACUGAGCUACAUUUAGGCACGACAACAGCACUGGAUGCCAACGGUUCAAUGUUGAGACUAAUACCAGGCCUUGGCAGGUCUUGCCAUCCAGAUGACGGAUAUUAUAGCACGGAAACACGUCUUGAGUUAUCCCUUCAGAUAGAGGAAGAUGGUGGUUUUACCUUGAGCGUAAUUCAACCAGAAGACAACGAAUCAGCAAGCGAUGGAGAAGGGUACAUAUAUGUCCACACACCAAGCCCCAGCGUCUCAGGAAAGCUCAGGCCAAUUCCAGCGAUAUUACAAGAUGAUAUUUCUUUCAUUAAGAGCAUGAUGGAAAAGAAGCACGUGCCGUACCAGAAUGUGCCCGGUCCGUAUGGAAAGUCGAUUGAAGAGAUAGAAGUACUCAGCAAAAUGUUCUUUCCCUUUUCUAGUUAUAAUCUCGAGCUUGCGGUAUGCGUAUACGAUUGGACGACUGGGUCAUUUGCUCGCAACGUUUUUUUUAAAAUCUUUGAAUACACUGGCAUCCCAGAAACACCAUUCCCGCUCGACCUACCUAGUAUAGCUGAGCAGAUCUAUACGAGCAAUUGGGGCACAUAUACACCAGAAGACAAGGACUACAUGAGCUCUUUCAUGAUGAAGCCAGCUGAGUCGUUGUCUGAUGUGCAGAAGCAGCUUGCAAAUGUCUCUACCAAGCUUCACAAAUUAAGCACUAUUGAAAACCGUGUAAUGUCUGCGGCCGUCCAGGCGCUCCCACGCACAUCUAUUGUUUCAACGCCGCAGCUAUAUAGUGGCCAGGUAGAUAUGCGUCAACUCGGGCUUGAUCAUUUUGGAAUUGAAUUUCUCGAGUGUCAUCUCAAUCAAGGCCCUGUAGGGGACCCGCUUAAGAUUCCGUUCGCGAGAUUCAUGGAAAGCUACGUCACUAGUGGGAAAACCUUAACAACAAAAGCCUUCUGGAGCUCUACAAACACAAUGGACCUCGCUUUGAAGUUCUCUAACGGAAUUUUAUUGAUUUUCAACCCGCCUCCAGGCUCUUGGGUAUGGGACCGAGUGACUCUAAUAACUCCUUUGUCCGCAAAUGAGGCGGUGAUGGAAUACACAUUCCUCCCAGGAACGCAAUUCAACGUGCAGUCGGUUGAUUGUACCAAGAUAAAGAACAAAGAGGUUGUGGUAAUUACCCUGCAGCUAGCGCACAAUAGAAGCGGUGCGUAA